Molecule: messenger RNA, 4453 nt
Organism: Sipha flava (yellow sugarcane aphid)
Lineage: Eukaryota; Metazoa; Arthropoda; Insecta; Hemiptera; Aphididae
Product: Fanconi anemia group D2 protein homolog
Exons: 24
Coding region: 1-4422 (1473 amino acids)
Biological process (GO): homologous chromosome pairing at meiosis; double-strand break repair involved in meiotic recombination; interstrand cross-link repair
Cellular component (GO): condensed chromosome; nucleus
Molecular function (GO): DNA polymerase binding
Source: RefSeq, a predicted model, not a curated record
AUGUAUAAGAGAAAAUUUCCAAAAACGAAGAAUGUUGAUGGGAACUUUUCGUCUUCGUCUCAAUUACAGGAAACUACUAGUUCUUUAAAUGAUAUUACACCGAUUAAGGCUAUAAUAACCAAUGAGACCGUUUUGGACGAUGAUGAGUCACCGGAGUCGCCAUCAGUAUUGGAUGAUUUCAGCGAUUUUCCCAUUGAAAAAAAAAGAAAAACUGUUGACAUUUAUUCAGAUGAUACUACUGAUUGUUCAGAACCUCUAUUUUGCGAUGAUGAUGCUUAUUCUUAUUUGAAACAAACAUUAAUCAGUUGUGGUUUACAUUUGAAGCCUGAUCAAAACAUAUUGUGUGUCAAAGAGUAUAUAUUCUUACAAAAACUUAAAUCUAAAUUAUCUAAUGAUUCUGAAGAAAUCGGUGGAAUUGAUGAUGUAAAAAAAUUUUUUAUGGAAUUUGAAAAUUACCAUAAUGAUAAAAUAAAUCUUAAAGUAGCUCUAACACCUUAUAAAGAGAUUCCUGAAAAUAAACUUAAGCAACAAAGAGAUUCUUUAGCUCGUCUUCUACUCCAAGUACCUCAACUUCAAUCAAAUUUGAUUGAUUUUUUUUUUGAUAAAAUGGCAGAAAUCUGCUUAGAAGAUAUAACAGAUGAUCUAGUAUUACCUGUACAGAAAUGGGUACGGAUGUUGCUUAGACCGUUUAAGUAUCUAUAUAGCAUAAUUGAUUUAAGAAAAGUUUGCAAUAAAUUGUUUGAUAAUCUUAAUGUAAUAUCUGAUCUUGAUAUCAAAAGAGAAUUAAUUUUGUCAAUUCCUGAUAUUGUUCUUGAUAGUGAAGAUCAUGAUGCUCAUGAUGGAUUAUGUAAACUCCUGAGAAGUGACAAAGAAUUAAUGGCUUGUGUCUUGGAAACUAUUGGUCAGUUAAACAUUAGCAAAGAUGAAUUAGCAUUCAUUCAAAUGGAUAUGAUACCUGUUAUUCAUCAUACUCCAUCAGAUACACUUCCUGCAUUAGUUAGAUUUUUAAUUAAAGUAGAUGAUCGUACCCUAGCUGAAAAAAUUGUAAAUGGAUUAAGGUCAGAACUUCCAUUUUCUACUUCAACCAAUGAUAAUUUAUUAAGCAUACAGCUUGUGAUUUUUAGUUGUAUUUAUGAUAGAUUUUUAUCAAGCAAGUUGUUAUUGGAUGUUUGGAUGAAGACUAUAAGUCAAGUACAAUCAUAUGCAGGACACAAACCAUUAGAUGUUGUCAUUAUGUUUUUGGCUUAUUCGGCUGCUUCUAAUGAUCAAUCAUCAAAAAGUAAUAUUUUAUCAAUUUUUAAAGAACGUUUAAAAAAUGGAUUUAUUCGUUCUGAGGUUAUGGAAAAGACUUUUCAAAUAUUUACUCCGGUAUUCAAACAAUAUUUUGAAACAUUCAUAGAUUUAUUUUCCAAUCUUCUAAAAGUUUCUGAUUAUACAUCCAUUGAAGUUGUAUCUAGUAUGAUAAUUAACUGUUUCAUUAACAUUCAUCAAUGCUGGUGUAAAUGGAUUGUGGAUGAACUUCUUGUUCUGUUUGGUACUGGUAAUAAGUUGACUAUUGAAAUUGUUUUAAAUAUUCUCUAUGAAUUAACUGAAAAAAGAAUUGAUAAAAUUCAACCACUAGCUACUCGUUUGAUGUCAGUCUUUAUGAGUAAAAUCUACGAUUUAUCUAUCAAAGAUAUUGCUCAAGUAUUGGACAUGUUAUGCAAAAUUGCCUAUUCAGAAGGUCCUGAUGGCAUUAAUAACUGUUCUGUGUUCCAAGAUGAAAUAAACAUAUUUGUACAAAAAGAACUUUGUUCUCUUUAUAUUAUGUAUCAAAGAGUUGGGAUUAUUGGAGCAAUUAUGUUGACUAAGCAUAUAGUUCUAGUAUCCUCUGAUGAAGAAAGUGUAUCAAUCGAUAAAUCUAGUGAAGAUAUUGAACUAACCAAAAAAGCAAAGGAUGCUUACUCCCUCUUUGAAUUAUUAGUAACAAGGACCCAAUCAGAUACAGACUCUCAAAUUUUAUUUUUUGAUCAAUUUGCUCUUAUGAUGUUUCAUUGUCUUCCUGUUGACAAAACUUUUUUGUAUGCUGUUUCUUCAGUUAUGAAAAAAAACUUUCAAUAUAGUUUUUUAAUAGCUGCUAGUGACUUUAAAAAUGAGAAUUAUUUAGUCGAUUGUUCAUUAGCAUUCUGUCUAGAUAAAGAGCUUGAUGAGAUUAUUGCGGUUAAUUUGUGCCCAAAAGUCAUUGAUGAAGUAAAAAAGAAUGAUAAUGCAUUAACAGGAUUACAAAGUUGUCGUUCAAACGCUUUAACAUCAAUGUUUCGAUUGGUUAGGGGUUUGGAGCGCGAAGAUUUAAGUGAAAUUGAUGCAUUAUUGGGAUGUCCACUUGUAAUGCCUACACGUAAAACUAUAGAUGAAUUUGAAAUGUUAUCUCCAGAACAACAAAGUGUUGUUGUUCAUACACUUUUUCAUGCUGUUAAUUGGUUUCACGAAGUUAUUAAUUGUUUUUCUUACUUGAUCAAACAAAAAAAUGGAAACAAAGUAUUAAUUCGUUUGAGAACUAUAAUAUAUUUGAUUAAAACAAUAAAAAAAUGUUUGUCGGUAAUGUAUGAUCCAGAAUAUAUUCCACCAACGUGUUACUAUGGGUUGAAUGUUGAAAAGCCACAUUUUAAUAAAAAUAAAAAAAAGUCAUUAAAAUCAAAACAAAAAAAUACCAAUAAAAAAGGCAAAAAAAUAAAAGAUAAAAAAAAUGUUUCUUUAGAAUCCACCAAUACAUCAAAUUUUACUAUGACUAAUUUAGUAGAAGAUGAAAAUGAUGAUCAUAUUUUGGAAAAUGAAGUAGAUCUUAGUAUUUAUCAUGACUAUUUUCGUGAGCUUGAUAUUGAUACUUGGCUCAUUCUUACACAGAAGUUUGUUAUAAAUCCAGAACCUGAACAUGAUGAAGAGUUUACUCCAGAAUUAGGUCCUUCUGAGUUGCGCUAUUUAAUGGAAGAUGUAUUAAAAAAAUUAGAAUAUCUUGUCUUUAAAAACAAAAGAAUUAGCCAUUUGUCUAAAAUUAAAUCCAAAGAUACUGUUGGAUUUAGUAAUGUUUCAUUAGUACCUACCAAGACCAUUUUAAAAAAUUUUAUUAAACUUCUUCCAUAUUUGUUUACUGAUAUGGAAAUUCUUUCACAAUUUUUCAAGAAUUUAUUAAUGGCAAAUGACAACAUAUUGGAUUCUGCUGGAAUGUUCAUGGCGGAAACAUAUGAAAUGAAACAUUGUGUUGAAUUAAUUUUGAAAUCUAUAGUGGUAUUAUUUCAAUGGAAAGAUUUUGAAUCUUCUGAUAUGGAUGAUCUUUUUAUAAAUGCACUAAAAAAAAUGACAAGCAAGACAGAUUUGAGUAGCCAAAGUACUCAGUUUAAGCGUCAAAUAUGCAAAAAAGGAUUAAUUUUGGAAAAAAUAGGUUAUUUAACGGAAUUUCAACACAUAAUUCUUCAUUUAGAUGCUGCUGUUAAUUUAGUCACUCUAAUACAAACUUUGAAAAAUUUCUCUGAUGAACCAGAAAACAAUAUUAUUUUAAGAGAUACUUGUUGGAAUUUUUUAACUCGACAAUGGUAUUCAAUGACAGGAUUAGAAGAAAAUGGUCCAAAGUACAAUGAUAAAAUAACGUUUUUACUUGAAAUAUAUUUACAAUGUCAAGAUAAUCAGUUGAAAAAAUUAGUAGAAAUUGUUGAUUGGUUAGAAGUAGAAGUGAUAGCCAUGGAGUCAAAGACUGAUAGACUAAAAACAUUGCCUACAAUUAAUAAAAUGAAUUUUAAGUGUUUAAUCAAAGUUGUAUUAAACUCUUUAUUGGGAUCUGUGAAAGCUAGCUUAAAAACUGCUGAAAAUGAAAUAAAUCGCUUGGAUAUUUGGCAAUCGGCUAUUUCUGUGAUGGGAAAAAUGGUUCAAGCAAUUAAAAAACAAGAUUCUCGGAGUAAUCUUCUUAUAUUUGUUAAAGGUUCUAUAUUAUUAUUAAAAUUAUUCUUAGCUGAAGGAAUGAUGGUGUGCCAUAAUUUAUUUAAACUUAAAACAAAAGAGGUUUCAAAGGUUUUCAAAAGUCUUCAAGUAAUUACUAGGUACAUACAAAACAUAUGCAAUUACACAAAAGUGAUUAAAGAUAAUGCACUUAGUAAUUGUUUACCUAACAUCAGAGGUAUCUUAGAAGCAUUAAUAUUGAAAGUUAAAAAUGUUAUUGUUAUGAAUGGUUGUACUGACGCAUUUUUUAUGGGUAUUAUGAAAAAUAUCGAUAUUAAAGGAGAAGAAAUAAUGUCACAAAAUGAUAGCGAUGAUGAAACUGAUGAUGAUGAAGAUGAUGAUAGAAGUGAAGACAAAGAUGAAGCAAAUGAUUUAAUUAACCUUUUAGGUGAUGAUAAGAUUCAAAAUGAAAAUUCAAGUUCCGAUUCUGAUAAUGAUUCUUCAAUAUUGUAAUUAACAUAUGUAACAUUCAUUUUUUAUUGUU